CACUGUAGGAGGUAACAAAGAACUACUCUGCCUUAUAUAGCCGGGAAAUGUUUUACGCUGUAGUUUCAUUUUGAUGUUCCAGAAAUGUAUAUUCCAUGUCAUUUGCACUUUUUUUUAUAUCAUUCUUUACAAUAUACCAGAGUUCCACCACUGUACGCCUUACAUCGAUAUUCCUGGAUAAUCGGAAACUGAUCUAAAGAAAGCAGAGAAAAUAAUACAAAAUUCUGAAGCAGGAAAUACAGGUGAAGGUGUCUGUGGGAAAACACAGUUUGCCAGGACUGAAUUUGUAAAUUAAUUUACAUCACUCUCAUCAGCUGCUUUAAAACUAGAACAAAGAUGUCCAUGGAACUAAGUUCAGAUAUUAAAACAGAAGAUGACAUUUACUGCUCAUGCCUUGCAAAGGCUUUGUACUAUGUUGACACUUCAACAACAGUGGGCCUCUAUGCACCCUGGGGGAGUCGAAUAAAUGUACUUUUAAAGAAAGUAGAGAAACAUAUAACAGUAAAAGCUGAAAGAAAGGAAGAAGAGGCAAACAAGGAAAGCACAAAUAAGACACGGAGAGCCACUGGCAAAAACCUGCUCCUACUUUUGCUGUAUAUGGUUUUCUACAGACCCCUCCUCACAGAUACACAGAGUCAAAGACAAAAUGCUCGAUUUAUCUUCAUACCAUUCAGUGCCUGGCAGUAUGCAGGCAGUGAUAUUCUCUGGGCUGGGUUAAUUACCACAAUAUUUGAUGCCAUAAAUCAUGAUUUUGGUGCCCUUCCAAUAAGUCUUUACAGGGCAAUUCUUACAAAGUGCAAAUUAACAAAGACAAAAGAGAACAAGGAAUGGGUCACCAAAAAGUUGUGCUGCCUACCAUAUUGGUUUAUUGCACUUUUUCUGUUAUUGCUAUCAAUUAGUCUUGGGAUUCUCAUUGCAGUAUUUGGAUUUCCAACUGGUGAAAUACAUGAAAAUGCCAUAACUGCAGUUGAAAGUACUGGUGUUGCAUUAAUUGGAAUAUCUUCUAUACAAAUCCUAAGAAAUGUUGUAGCAAUUGGAAAGAAUUUAAUUAUCAGUCAAAGAGGUAAACUAGAACAAAUGAUGAAUAAAACAAGUAUUAGUAGCAAGUUAGGCUUUAUGCAUGAUGUAAAAAAUGAAGUAAAAGUCAUAACUAAUUUUAUUCACUAUAUGGAGAUAUUUGAAAGGACUAAGAUACGGGUUGUACUGCAAAUCACUAACUUGGAUAAAUGUGCCCCACAUAAGAUAGGUGAAGUUUUAGAUGCUCUAAAUAUUUUGCUGUCAGACAGAGAUGCCCCAUUUAUAUCUAUCCUAGCUGUUGAUCCAGGUAUCAUAGCUGAUUGUGUAGAAAGAUCACAGUAUCUGGCAGGAAUGGCAGAUAAUGGAUAUGCUUUUUUAAAUCGAACUGUAACCUUACCAUUUUCAAUGCCACAAAUGGAUGAUAAAACUAAGAUUCACUUUCUUGAAAAGAUAGUACAAAAUAAGGACUUCUUAAUAGAUGAGGAUGAAUAUGAUGAAAAAGAGGAUAAAAAUUGCCACACUAGUGAGGUCAUAUAUAACAAAAUAAAUGGCACUGUCAGUAUUAAUGAUGAAGAACCCCAAAGAUCUUUGCUAGACAACCAUGCAGAAAAAAUACAAGAAUAUAAAAGCACUGAUCAUUGUGAGACAGUAAUAAGACAAGGAUGUAAGUGUCUGUAUACAACGAAUAUACACAAAUGCAUUGCUGAUAAUGUUGUUCAGAUGAAAAGAAUAACAAAUUCUGUAAUUAUAACACUUAACCUCAUUCUGGCGAAAAAGAAAAGUGCUAAAAUCGAACCAGAGAAGGUGGCAGCUUGGGUUGUUCUGGUGAAUCAGUGGCCGUGUCGUUUAAGUUGGAUCUUACAGUAUAUUGAAGAUGAACAACAGAAGCUGGAGCUUACAAAUGAAACAAGGGAAAAGAAGGAUGAAUAUAAAAGAGAGUCAUUACUGAGCAUUUUUGAAAAGUCCUUGGAUGAACUAGAAGUCAUAAAAUCUGAUAUAGAACGACUCUUAGAACUAGAUUAUGAUCCAGAGAUCUUCCAGACAUUUCUAAGUAAAGACUUUCCAUUCACUGUACAAGAAGCUAACUGGUAUUUUAAAUUUACCAUAAAUCUUGAUCAUUCCCUGAAGAGGCAUAUGGAGCUACUUCGUGGUAGCAACAAUAUAAAAUAUUCAAGAACAUCCACAAAGCCAGCACCAAUUCCAUUGCGAGAAAUUAUUAACAUGACAGCUGAAGAUGUGUGCAGGAAGAUGGCUAAGCUCCCAUACAGAAAAGAGCAUCUUGAGAAAUAUCAGGCAAAGAUAAGACAGCAUAACUUACAUGGUCAGGCCUUGGUGUAUACCCAUAACAGUGAUAUAAAAGCAGCUCUUGAAAUGACUCUGGGAGACUGGACCACAUUCAGAAUACAUUUCCCAGCAGUAGAAGCCCUUCCUAGGAUCUCUGAAAAUGUUACAAAACAUGCAAGAAAAGUACAUGCCUUAGGCUACCAAGACUCACAAGAGAAAUUGUUGAAGGGAAGCAGUUAUGUUUCCAUGGAUAAUCUUCAAGACCAAAACAGAAAUGUGCACCUUAGCAACAUGCAUGUAAACAAGUAGUAAUCUUCAUUGUACUUCCUCGUUAUAUUUAAAGAAAUAAAACAAAACAUAAAAUAUUCAUAUGUAUUUUAAAGUAGUUAAUUAGAAAUGAAGUAAUUAUCAAAAACAAUAAACAUUAUAAACAUUCUGUUUGUUGUAAGUAAUUCUACAAUCUGUGUAUCUAUGUGACACUUGUUGAGGAUGGAGUUCAAUUAGAUUUCAAUGUCAUUCCUAAAAUGCUGCCAAGGUGCAGAGAUUUCAUUUAGUGGCAAUAAAAGGUGGUACAAUUUAUUUCAGAAUGCUGUUAAUUUUCAUAAAAGAAGUGCUAUCCUAUCUGCUUACACACAAAUGCAUUAGUAUCUGAACAUUGAUACUUACUAAUUAAUCACUGACUGGCUAAUAUAUGUAAUGUUUUGGUCAUUUUCUGCUCACUAAAGCAUGUGUUGUCCAUUUAUUUCCUCAAAAUUAUUAAAACACAUUUGUAGUCCUUUCCAAA
This is a messenger RNA of Protopterus annectens (West African lungfish), 3085 nucleotides long. RefSeq names its product NTPase KAP family P-loop domain-containing protein 1-like. The record is from RefSeq and is a predicted model, not a curated record. NCBI's taxonomy places the organism in Eukaryota, Metazoa, Chordata, Ceratodontiformes, Protopteridae. The transcript is spliced from 5 exons. Bases 337 to 2610 code for a protein of 757 amino acids.